UACAGUGUGUUUAUCAAAUUUCUUUUAAAUUUAGGUUGCUGAAUAUGUGUCUGAAUUCGUCGGAGAUGCGACCAGAACACAUAACUAUGACGAUUGCGUUAAUCGCCAAAAACCAAGCGGGACGCGACAUGGUCUUGCCAUUUAUUAUUCAUAAUUUGUCAGAAUUCUUGAAAAGUAUUGAUGCCAGGGAAAUUCCAUAUAUGCUCGGGUCUAUUUCUUCAUAUAUGACAAGCUAUGAACAAUUAUUACAGAUCACGCCACUUCUGGCUUACGAAGAAGAGGCAAUCGUAUUGGCUGCUCAAAAAAUGAAAACGAAAGUAACGAACAACAUACAGUUUAUACGCGACAACUACCCGUAUGUGAAGACAUGGCUACGCCAGAGUGGAUACACCAACUACUUGUGA
This is a messenger RNA of Gigantopelta aegis, 404 nucleotides long. RefSeq lists its product as uncharacterized. NCBI's taxonomy places the organism in Eukaryota, Metazoa, Mollusca, Gastropoda, Neomphalida, Peltospiridae. Bases 45 to 404 code for a protein of 119 amino acids. The transcript is spliced from 3 exons. The record is from RefSeq and is a predicted model, not a curated record.